Messenger RNA from Amoebophrya sp. A120, 909 nucleotides. The record is from the annotation of a GenBank genome assembly. NCBI's taxonomy places the organism in Eukaryota, Dinophyceae, Syndiniales, Amoebophryaceae.
AUGCGGGGCGACACGUACUACCGGGCGCUGGACCCGAAUUCGGUUUCAAAUUUGCAGGUGAUCAACGGAAAUUUGGACGACAAAACCAGCUACCUGUGGACCAUCGCGAAGCGCAUGAAGAAGGAGGCGCUGCUGCAGGAGGUGAUCGACAAGACCCACCCGCUGAAGCGCUGGAUGCUGCCCUACAAGGUGUCCUUGGAGUACUGUGCGGGCAAGAACGGAAAGUUCAAGAUCUGCUUCAUCGUCAAAGUGGACGGAAGAACCGGGAAGUACAUGAUGGGUCCCGGGCAGAAGACCGAGGUUCGCACUGUCCACUCCAUCUUGCAGGGCGGCGGCACGCCCCCGUUGGUGCUGUACCUGAAGGAGUGCCGGAAGGAGGGCGGAAAAGUGCGACCGGGAAAGCUGCAGGAGUUCACCGGCAGUAUGGCUAUGGCGGCUAACGUCAUGAAGAAACUCGUCGCCGACGCGCAGUUGUAGGGGAGUAGAGACCUCGGUCUUGCGGAGAUUUACCGAUCAUGUGGAAGUUUUCAUUCAUUCGUAUCCGGAAGAAAUUGCGUACUCUUCUGAAAAUUUGAGAUGGUUGUAGGAAUGGUAUCGAUUCGAAUCUGGUUUCUAGAAAAAAGAUAAGGAGUAGGAGGCGUUUCAGUACGGUAUCCGUAUCGCGACUAUAUGGUUGAGAAUUCAUUUGCGUUUGCCGUCACCGUGUAUGAUAGUUUCAUCAGCAGUGAGUCUGUGCCAUAUCAAUAAGGAUGGAGGAAAUUUUCGUCGCUCUUUGAUGGAUAUUCCUAAAAUGACUUUCUCGAGUAUUGUUUUCAUUGUACAAAAAGCUUGAUAUUGACUCGAAGAUUUUCAGCCUGGAUUUUUAAGGUCAACACCGAAGAUAUAAUUGCUACGGAAAACGAAAAGCAC